UCGUCGCCGGUAGCCGUACGCCAAAGUCGUCAAAUUAGAAAGAAGUAUUGGAAUUGUGUUUCUAAUUUUCUUUUCUUUAGCGGAGAAGAAUAGAAUAAUAAAGAAUUUGUCGGUUUACCUAUAAUAUAAUCGAUCUAUUACUAUGUUACCAAUUAAAGUACGUAUCGGGGAUUUUAUAAUAUAGUAACCUUAAAGCAAUUUCUCGUUAUUCGUAAUUUUGUGGGCUUCUUUAAAGGUUAAGCGCUGUGGAUCACCAUGGAAGACUCCAGUAAAUUUCAACAGAUGCAAGAUGAGAUGUCGAGGUUCGAGGCUGAGAUCUCGGGUGGUGAGAUACCCGGUAUAAUGCGUCCUGUGAUCGGCGCGGGCACGUUUGGAGCUGUACAGCAGCAGCUGGAGCGCGCUCUGCCCCCGCCCCCGCCGCCCCCUACAAUGCUGGCCAUGGAGGGCAUGUUCGCGCCCCGAAUGAUGUUCCCCUCUGUGCCACCGCCGCCACCUCCGCCAUCGAUGAUGGUGCCUGCGUCUGUCCAACGUCUCAGAGGGCCGUGUCCAGAUGGAUUUCCAGGUGGAAUGCCAUUCAUGAGACCAGCAAUGCCCGGGCCACAACUCAUACCUCCUCCUCCACCCAAACCACAACCAGUUAUACUGUCCGCUGCUCCGAAGUUAUACAAACAACCGAAAGAUGAUGAGGAAAAAAAAGAAAAACAUGAGAAGAAAAAGAAGAAGCGGCCCCGCUCGCCUCCGCCGCGCCCCCCUCCCGCGUCUCCCCCGCCGCCGCCCGCGCCCGCGCCGCAGCCGCUGCCCGUCACCAUCACCACCACCACUGAGACUGUCGCGCCGAAGGUCAAGAAGGAGAAGAAAAGUAGAAAGGUGGUGCGCACCGCGGGUGGACAGGUGUGGGAGGACGUCUCGCUGCUGGAGUGGCCCGAUGACGACUUCCGCAUGUUCUGCGGGGACCUCGGCAACGACGUCACGGACGAACUGCUGACCCGCACGUUCAGUAAAUAUACAUCGUUCCAGCGAGCCAAGGUGAUCCGAGACAAACGCACCAACAAGAGCAAGGGCUUCGGCUUCGUCAGCUUCAAGGACCCCGGGGACUUUAUUAAGGCCAUGAAAGAGAUGGACGGUCGUUACGUCGGCAGCAGACCGAUCAAAUUACGGAAAAGCUCGUGGAAGAAUCGAUCUCUAGACGUGGUGAGGAAGAAAGAGAAGGAGCGAGCGGCACUGCUCUCUUUGCUUAUGUCACAGAACAAAAGCUGACAACAGACUGCGUAGAUUGAAGUGACGACUGACGAGUUAGUUUAACUGAUAAAUAGAAAUUGUAAUGAAAUCGAAAAAAAAAUACUAGGCUUAGGAAUUUUGAGCCUAAAAUACAAUUUUGGUUUAUAUUGA
Molecule: messenger RNA, 1389 nt
Organism: Plodia interpunctella (Indianmeal moth)
Lineage: Eukaryota; Metazoa; Arthropoda; Insecta; Lepidoptera; Pyralidae
Exons: 7
Coding region: 256-1257 (333 amino acids)
Molecular function (GO): mRNA binding
Source: RefSeq, a predicted model, not a curated record